AUGUCUCCCGGCUGCCUCUUCUAUCCGGGCUGUGCGGCACCGAGCGUUGAGGCCUCGCGUGGUGGCCCGGUUUUGCUAGCACCUAAGGCACCUGCAACCAGCAGCCAUGCCCCUGCAGGUGCCAGACCAGCAUGGAUGAGGAAAGAUCAGCCUCACAUUCAAAAGCAAUUUGUCUUUGAAAAGCCAUCAGAGGUGGAGCGCAAAGUUCCUGAGGCAGGUGUGAUAGACAAGCCUGGUGUGUAUGAGCUCAGCAAAGUACCAACUGGCAUUUCUAGGAUUCAUUUGAUUCCUGGCUUUAUUGACUCAGAACAAGCAGACUGGAUGUUUGAACAACUCCUCCAAGACAUACCCUGGGGUCAGAGGACUCACAUUAGACAGGAAGUAUCUUUUGAGGAACCAAGGCUUACCUCCUGGUAUGGGGAACUUCCUUACACAUACUCCAGGAUAACAAUGCAGCCAAACCCAAAUUGGCAUCCUCUGCUGACCAUGCUAAAGGAGCGCAUUGAAGAGUUCACUGGCUAUACCUUCAACUCUCUUCUCUGCAACCUCUACCGAAAUGAGAAGGAUAGCGUAGACUGGCACAGUGACGAUGAACCAUCACUGGGAAAAAAUCCCGUCAUUGCCUCGCUCAGCUUUGGUGCUACCCGGACCUUUGAGAUGAGGAAGAAACCCUCCCCUGAAGAGAAUGGAGACUAUACUUACGUGGAAAGACUAAGAAUCCCACUUGAUCACGGGACUCUACUGAUGAUGGAAGGAGCUACCCAGGAGGAUUGGCAGCAUCGAGUGCCCAAGGAAUAUCAUUCUAGAGAUGCACGGAUAAACUUGACCUUUAGGAUCAUUUAUCCAGAACCUGAUGGAGUUUGGAAGUGAAAAGGUGCCUUGAGCGUUGUUGGAUAUAAACACGCAGCAGAUCCAGAACCUCAGAUUGCUACAGAUUUAAAGGAAGCCUUGCAGGAACAGUGUUCUGUGAAAUAUCUGAGGGGGAAAAGAAUCAGUAUUAUAAAGAUCUUUGACAAUCAGAAGCUGCCUGUGUUGUGUGGACAGUGCUGGUUUGUUU
This is a messenger RNA of Charadrius vociferus (killdeer), 1057 nucleotides long. It is a transcript of the gene ALKBH3, whose product is annotated as alkB, alkylation repair homolog 3 (E. coli). Bases 1 to 870 code for a protein of 289 amino acids. The record is from RefSeq and is a predicted model, not a curated record. Gene Ontology annotation, cellular component: nucleus. The transcript has 9 exons. Gene Ontology annotation, biological process: DNA repair; DNA alkylation repair. NCBI's taxonomy places the organism in Eukaryota, Metazoa, Chordata, Aves, Charadriiformes, Charadriidae. Gene Ontology annotation, molecular function: dioxygenase activity.